UCUCUCUCUCUCUCUCUCUCUCUCAGAUUCUGGGAGUUUGGUGGUUCUUUGUGACUAUUUAGUCUGAAUAAAUCACAUUGCCUAUCUAUUUAUAGAUAGAAUGGACGAAGUCUUCUUUACUUUUAUCCACUCAUUUUACUUUGAAAUAUUAUGCAAAUGUGCUCUCUUACCAUAUUAUACAAAAGCCGACAUAGAGGCGUCCAGCAGAGACCAGUAUUAUUAAUUUAAUGGUCUAUAUUGACGUGAUGAACAAAAUUAGUAUAGAAAAAUGGUGUGUGUAGCAUUAUUGUAAAAUAUUUUCAUAAAAAUGGUGAAAAGUCGCUUUUACCCCCCUCAGAGCCCUUAUAAACCUAAUUUUAAUUCCCCCAGUCCCCAAAUUCACUUUAUUACCGCCUCCCCUCUCUCUCUCUCUCUCUCUCUCUCACUCUCACACGGGAAUGGAGCAGCGCGGCAGCCAGCCAUAGAUGUGAGCAUUCGGAAUUUUCUGAGAGCUUUUCGACAACACGACAACAUUUCCGCAGUUGAAGUUCAGAUCGUUGCUCCUGGGAAGAAGACGAGAGAGAGAGAGAAUGGCAGAGAUUUCUGGAAGCAAUAGGACAGAUGCUGAUGUUUCGCUGCCAGAGAACAGUGGUGGUAAGAGAGAAAGAAAGGAGAGGUGGUGGAAGAAGGUGUUGGACGUGAAAGAAGCCAAGAACCAGGUCUUGUUUUCUCUACCGAUGAUACUCACCAAUGUUUCUUUCUACUUAAUCCCUGCAAUAUCUGUCAUGUUCGCCGGCCACCUUGGAGAGCUCCAGCUCGCCGCCGGCAAUCUUGCUAACUCUUGGGCUACCGUCACCGGUCUCUCUUUCAUGCGUUUAGGAAGGGACCGGAGGAAUGCUGAGUCGUGGGACUCGAUGAUAUCUUGGUAUGCUAAAGGUCAGGUUGGCCUAAGUGGAGCACUUGAGACAUUGUGCGGGCAAGGAUAUGGCGCACAAUUAUACAGAAUGUUGGGAAUUUAUUUACAAGCAUCUUGCAUCAUAUCUAUCUUCUUUUGUAUCAUUAUAUCAAUUUUCUGGAUGUUCACUGAACCCAUUCUGAUAUUACUUCAUCAAGAUCAUCAGAUAUCAAAAACCGCUGCUUUGUAUAUCAAGUAUCUCAUACCAGGAUUAUUUGCAUAUGGGUUUUUGCAUAACAUCUUGAGAUUUCUUCAGACACAAUCGGUUGUUGUGCCAUUGGUGGUUUGCUCGGGGGUCCCAUUAGUCAUCCACAUUGGCAUCACCUAUAUUUUGGUUCAUUGGACACAUCUUGCCUUCAAGGGCGCAGCAUUGGCUGUUUCAGUUUCAUUAUGGAUCUCAGUUCUUAUGUUGGCCGUCUAUGUGCUUAAAGCCAAAAAAUUUAAGCAGACCUGGGAAGGAUUUUCUUGGGAGUCAUUCCAUUAUAUUCUUAUAAGCUUGCAGCUGGCCAUUCCUUCUGCAGCUAUGGUGUGCUUGGAAUAUUGGGCCUUUGAGCUUCUAGUUAUUCUAUCUGGAUUGAUGCCAAAUUCAAAAAUAACCACUUCAUUGAUUGGGAUGUGUGUAAAUACUGAAGGUAUCGCCUAUAUGAUUACCUACGGCCUAAGUGCAGCUGCAAGCACAAGAGUGUCAAAUGAAUUGGGAGCAGGCAAUCCUGAUCGAGCUAAGCACGCUAUGGCUGUCAGUCUCAAGGUCUCUAUCCUCCUUGGUGUAGUUGUUAUCUUGGCCCUAGGUUUUGGUCAUGAUAUCUGGGCUGGUUUCUUCAGUGAUAGUCAAGAGUCUUAUCAGGGGUGGCCAGGGGUUUGCGGUUGGCAGCAUCUUGCUGUGGGCAUUAACUUGGCAUCAUUCUAUUUCAUCGGCAUGCCAAAUGCAGGCGUUCUCGGAUUUAAGGUCAAACUACAUGCUAAGUUCAAGCCUUCAAUGCCAUUAUUGGAAGCUAACUAUGUUAGGGGAACCCCUCUCUCUCUCUCUGGAUAUUCAGGUUUUGUUAAAGGCGUUGAACAUCACAACAGUGAGCGUAAAGAUUUUCUCAAUAUUGACUGCAACAUAUUCCUAUUGGCCAAGUGGGAGUCAAUGCAAUGCAGGCUUUUCCUGUUUUGUUGCCAUCUGAAUUGGGUUGGAGUGAAGUCUCAAGGGUAA
Molecule: messenger RNA, 2129 nt
Organism: Ilex paraguariensis (yerba mate)
Lineage: Eukaryota; Viridiplantae; Streptophyta; Magnoliopsida; Aquifoliales; Aquifoliaceae
Source: the annotation of a GenBank genome assembly